AAAAAAAAACGAGAAAGAAAAAGGAAGGGGGGGAAAAGCUGCUUAAUGAAGACAAUAUAUUCUUUUUUUUUUGCAGACGUUGGAAACCUGUAGGACAGAAUAGGCAACAAAGUAGCUCGAUAUGUAAUCAAACUGUUCCCACAGGAAAGAAAGCCACACACGCACUCAGAUGGUUACCACGUGAAAGCAUUCUGAAAUCAGACAAGGCAUCAUAUAAAUAUUUGAAUCACUUGUAACCUGAAAGAGCUGUCUCUUAAGGUAAACCCUCAUCUGCAUAAAGACUUUGUUAAUGCUCUCUCUCAAAGUCGACCUUAAAAUGUACCGUGAGGACCACUUUUUUGGAUUUGUCCCGGACCAGCAAAUUACACAUCACCUCCUGGAUACCAAACAUCUGGACAACAAAGAGCUCGGAGGAGUUUAAAGUGAGGCAGCUGUGAGGGAGAACAGCAGACGGGCUGAUCUCUUCGACAUGAAUCCUGCUCUGGUUGCGUUCGCCUGUUCUUUGCUGGCCUCGGCGAGCGCUCAGUCUCAAGACCAUUAUGACAUGGGCUGGGUCAACGGCUACCGCCAGAGCUUCAACUUCCAGUGUCCCCACGGAGAGGCCCUCGUAGCCAUCAGGAGCUACUUCAGUGAAACGGACGGCUCGGACCGCAUGUGGGCCUUCGAGUGCCAGCCCACACCUGAGACCCUGGGCGAGCCCAGCGACUGCUGGUGGGACGACAUCAACCGUGCCGGGAUGGAGUGGACAUCCACGUGCACGCGCAAUGGCCUCGUGGCAGGUGUUCAGAGCAAGUACUUUGAAUCCGUUCUCGACCGCGAAUGGCAGUUUUACUGCUGCUACUACAAACGCCGCUGUCCCUACUCCUGCAUGAAGACCACUGACAUUCCUAAUUACUACAAAGAUGAGGGGGAGAUGGUUGUACCAGGUUAUGGAUACUUUAUCCGAGGUGCCCAGACCACCUUCAGUGGAGUUCUGAGAGAUCGGCAGUGGAAGUACAUCUUGUGCAGAAUGACAGACUUUGACUGUGAUUUUGACAAUUUAUAGAUUUAUAAGGAACAAUUAUUGUCUUAUAAACAGUUUAAUACAUAAUCACUCCUUAUAUAGCUAAAAGAGUCAUUUUGAAAAUGACUAUACUAAUAUGGUUGAUUUAGUCAUUUAUAGAUUUACCUUUAAAAAUGUUAAGAAUGCUUGUAAUCAGUAGUUUUAUUCCCCUAGUUAAAGACGGACUUUUGCCAUACAAAUGCAGCAGUAAUAAUAAUAUAGGCUGUAGGUCCAAAGGAGAUAUAUAUUAUAUUGUCGCGGUAGUUAUCUUGAAAACCUUGACUGUAAAAGUGUUUCUCAAAGUAAAAGCGGUGAUAUGUACUGGAGGAAAACUGUGUAGUAGGCUCAGUUCCAAAAUGUAAUUCGAGGUAAUGCGUCUAUCAGGCUCCAUUAAGUUCUCAGAGAGCAGCCCGGGUGGGUUAUUCUUCCAGUAGCAGCACAAGUCGGAAGUAAUGAGACGGGAGUAUUGAGUCCAAGGCAAAACGAGCACUGCACGUUUAUCCAUCCUUUGGUCAUGAAAAACUUCAUAUUGUGUUUUGCAGUUAUACCCUGUACUUAAAACGUAUAUGUCUGUGUAAAAAGUGGGAAUAAAGGGUCAUUUAUUUAAUGUAAA
Messenger RNA from Menidia menidia (Atlantic silverside), 1655 nucleotides. NCBI's taxonomy places the organism in Eukaryota, Metazoa, Chordata, Actinopteri, Atheriniformes, Atherinopsidae. The record is from the annotation of a GenBank genome assembly.